AUGGCGACACCAUUAAAAUGUGCUGUGGCAGCCCAUCUUGUCGCCAAAAACAACGUUCCCAUCAAAGGAACUUGUGAAAAGUGUAAAAGUAGUAAUCAAGUAAUUUUUGAACCAAGAUUAAAGAAGGUUAACCCUAUUGAUCGAGAGGUGUUUACUAAUUAUUUAUGUGCUGAUUGCUAUUGUCAGGAGGAGGGGAUUUCUAAUCCCUCACCUACUAAUAACAAAAAGCCAACUAGUCCUCCACCAUCCGACAAUCUCUUAGAAGCAAUAGAAAAAGGAGAAAAUAUAAAUGUAGACUUUUUUUCUGACCUUACUCCUCAUAGUAAAGCUUUUUUAAAGGCUUUACAGCAAGUUAAGAGAGGUGAGGAUAUUAAUGUUAGUGAUGCCGUGUUAUCUUGGGAAGAAAAGGAACAAUUAAAUAAAAUUAAGGAUGAGGUUCGAGCCAAGCAAAGGAAAAAUUCUUCUUCUGAAGGUAAAGAUAAGGGUUUACCUGGUCCAGUAAUAGGAAUAAUAGUAAUUGGAGUAGUAGGAAUGGAAGUUGAGUCAGUAGGACAUCAUUUUUUAUCUUCACUACCAGUAAUACUUAACAAAGCUAUAACCAAUAGAAGAAUAGAAUACAUAAAGGCAAAACUGGAAAAGAGCAAUAUUCAAGUUAAAGAAUUAGAAGACUAUCUUAAUCAAAAACUUUUGGACAAUAAUUAUAGUGAUUGGGAAAAUCAGAUGAAAUCAG
Racocetra persica is the source of this 730-nucleotide messenger RNA. Lineage: Eukaryota; Fungi; Glomeromycota; Glomeromycetes; Diversisporales; Gigasporaceae. The record is from the annotation of a GenBank genome assembly.